AUGGCUGACUCGCCGGGGACGGCUGGAACUCGGGAUAAGGUCCACCACACGGUGACUGCCUGCGUGCGAUGCAGACAAAGGAAGACUCGUUGUGACCCCGCGCUCCCCCGGUGUGAGCCUUGUGAAAGGAGCAACGCCCACUGCGAAUACUAUGACUCGACCAAGAAUAGAACAAUUCCUCGGACUUACAUCACCUCCCUUCAGGAUACCGUGCGCCGGCUCAAUGAAGAACUAAAGGCAUUGCAGAAAGAGGAGGAGUAUGAACCCGACCACGAGGCAAUGGCGCGUGGCGCUGGUCUGGUCAAGUUCAGUGACAAAGACGAAAGCCGAUUCCUGGGCCCCUCAAGUGGUAUUGCCAUCACUCGGUUUGUUAUGGAGUUCGCAAAACAGAAUUCGACCCGGAGGACAAUCAAGGACGUCGUACCACAGCAUGCCGCUCAAGAGAUUAAAGACAAGUUUGAGUCCGAAAGCAGCAAGCCUACGUCGAAAGUGUACCCUCUCAUCAGUUCGGUCGCCGCCCCAGAUCUCCCAACCCGUGAUCUCAUGGAUCGCCUUGUCCAGAUUUACAUGGUCAAAGCCCAAUACAUGCUCCCGCUUCUCCACGAACCCUCUUUUCUUAAAGAGCUCCAGGCUGUUUACGAUGGCUCAAAGGACCCGACUCUGAAUUUCCAGGUCCGUCUCGUUGUUGCAAUUAGCAUGCAAAAGCUGGACAAGCAAUACGCUGGACUUGCCGACAGCUACUAUCUGGCUGCGCUGCCAUUUUUGACAGACGCCGUCCAGAAGAUGGAUCUGUCAACACUCCAAUGCUUCGCACUCAUCGCCCAAUAUUCAUUGCUCACCCCUACCCGAACCGCGGCAUACUGGGUGGUAGGUAUCGCGGCAAAACUGUGUCAAGAGCUGGGGCUGUGCGAAGAAGAGACGAUCGGUCGACCACCUUCCGGCGGCCGGCCCAAUUGCCUUGAGUUGGACAUGCGACGGCGGUUGUUUUGGAUCAUAACAUCCAUGGAGUACGGCCUUGCCCACAGUCUUGGAAGACCAAGCGCAUUCGGCGUAACUGUGGAUAACAUCAACGUCGGCUUUUUUGAGCUUUGCGACGAUAAAUAUAUCAGUGCAGACGGCCUGCUUCCCGGCCACCAUCCAAUCAUGAAAAAAUGUAUCUCGAUACAUUUCUUCAAGAUGAGACUCCUCCAGGCCGAGAUCCGACGGACACUGUAUCUCAAGAAGCGAGAGGCACCGGUGCACGACCAAGACCCGUGGUUUCACCAGAUGCUGACCAAGAUUGACAAUUGGGUUCGUGAUUGCCCCAAAAACGACGAGGGAUCCGGACUGAGCGAGGCCUGGUUCAUUGGUCGCAAAAACACAAUGAUGGUCUUUAUGUAUCGACCAUCACCGCAAAUUCCCUGCCCGUCUCUUCACGCCGCUCAGCAAUGCUACUCAGCAGCGACUUUCAACAUCAUGCUCCAGAAACGCCAGGUGGAAGGAAAUUUGAUCGAUAUUACUUGGAUCUUUACCCAAGCCAUCUUUAUGGCGCUCAACACGGUACUCUGGUGCCUAUCCUAUCCUGGUAUUCGACAGCAACAUCCCUUGGAAGAGGUCCAGAAGCACAUUCGGGACGCGCUCAGAGCGAUCGAACUCUGCGCCGACCGCUGGCCGGGCGUGCGCUCUGCUCAACAACUCUACGAGAACCUCGUGUUUGGCUGUCUCAAGGCGUACGAAGUCGAUAGUAAGGAAUCGCCCGCAUCGCAAUCGGACUACGUCUCCUCUACAGCGACCCAAGAAUUGAACUCGGCUGCCGCGUCACAGUUUGCGAACAGCCCAGCCAGUACAACAAACACAUCAAUAUACGGUGCCCAAUCCCCCCAAUCCAUCCAUAGCGUGCACGCCGCAACAAAUAAUCACAGCUUCAAAACCGCCACGGCUGGCUACAUCGAUCAUUCGGCGCAGCAACCAUUCCAUUCUCAGCCAGAGAUGCUCCCUACAACAACACAGCCAAUGGCCAAUCUGCAACAACAGUAUAUCCCUACGACCACCCACUCAUCACUUCCCAGUAUGGACGCUGCUUCCAUGCACUAUAGUCUGCCUGGUUUCGAGACACAUUCCUUCCCAGCAACGACCGGUGCAGAUGCUAGUGGUGCGUGGACAGCCGCACCUCUCAUACCGGGAGUUAUACCUGGCAUAACGGGCUCCCCCAACAUGAACUACGACGAUCUUCCAUACCUAGCCUCCUUCGGCCACGAGUAUAGUCGUUACAUGGGGCAAUCUUUCCCCCCACCAGGCCCGUACGACCCUUCUGGCUCUUCGGGAAUAGGGGCGGUAGCAGGCGGUCAUCCUGGUGCACCGGGCAAUUAUGCCAUGCAGAGCCUGAGUUCCCAGCAGCAAAUGGAACUCAUGGCCAUUCUGGAGGCUGAGCGGAGCAAUGGCCAAUUGCCGGAUGUGAGUGGGAUGAUUAGUGAUGCGACGACAUUUUAUACGCCACAGUUGCCAUAG
Messenger RNA from Fonsecaea erecta, 2487 nucleotides. RefSeq lists its product as hypothetical. The coding region runs from base 1 to 2487 and encodes 828 amino acids. Gene Ontology annotation, biological process: DNA-templated transcription; positive regulation of transcription by RNA polymerase II. Lineage: Eukaryota; Fungi; Ascomycota; Eurotiomycetes; Chaetothyriales; Herpotrichiellaceae. Gene Ontology annotation, molecular function: DNA-binding transcription factor activity, RNA polymerase II-specific; zinc ion binding; sequence-specific DNA binding. The record is from RefSeq and is a predicted model, not a curated record. The transcript has 2 exons.